Messenger RNA from Cucumis melo (muskmelon), 1335 nucleotides. RefSeq lists its product as uncharacterized. The coding region runs from base 360 to 1031 and encodes 223 amino acids. The record is from RefSeq and is a predicted model, not a curated record. The transcript is spliced from 8 exons. NCBI's taxonomy places the organism in Eukaryota, Viridiplantae, Streptophyta, Magnoliopsida, Cucurbitales, Cucurbitaceae.
AGUCAGUUGAAAUUAUGUUGGUUUUCAUAAACUUUUGGAUUUGGGUUUUUACUGUUAUAAUCCAAUGAUGAUGAAGGUCUGUCAGCAUUCAAAUUCUCGUCUUCUCCAUUCACAUAUUCAUCAGAAAUGAGAUUUUCUUUAACGACAAAGUAAAAUUGGUCAACAUCUCUCGGGACUGAAAGCCCAUUAAACGUCACUGUGCGCCCCUUUGAACCGAUCUGACAUCCAACAACCAAAGGCCCAAUUGAAGAUCAGUGGUUUAGGGUUUCUCUAUACCCAUUUCCACUUUAUUGCAAUUUGCAAUCGAAGAAGGGAGUGGAUUGAUCAUCCGACUUCAAUAUUCAUUUGAGAAAGUUCAUAUGGGUACGAACCAAAAUACCAAAUCCGCACACAAUGAAAGCGUUGCUCCUGCAACUGCUUUGGCUUACCUUGAUCCUAAAUACUGGGACGAGCGUUUUUCUAAGGAAGAGCAUUAUGAAUGGUUUAAGGAUUAUUCUCAUUUUCGUCAUCUCAUACUUCCUCUUCUCAAACCUGAUUCAUCAGUAGCUUGGAACGUCAUCGUAUUGGAAUUGGGUAGUGGAAAUUCGAAACUUUCUGAGGAAUUGUACAACGAUGGAAUAACUCAUAUAACAUGCAUUGAUUUGUCUGCUGUUGCCGUCGAGAAAAUGCAAAGACGUUUACGUUUGAAGGGUAUGAAAGAAAUAAAGGUGCUAGAAGCUGACAUGCUAGACAUGCCUUUUGGCAAUGAGUGUUUUGAUGUCGUUGUCGAGAAAGGAACCAUGGAUGUUCUGUUCGUGGAUGGUGGUGACCCAUGGAAUCCUCAACCAUCCACGCGAGCGAAGGUCAUGGCAAUGCUGGAAGGUGUUCAUAGGGUUUUGAAGAAAGAUGGCAUUUUUGUCUCAGUUACAUUUGGCCAGCCGCAUUUCAGGCGUCCCUUAUUUAGUGCUCCAGAAUUUACAUGGUCAUUUGAGUGCAGUACUUUUGGCGAUGGAUUUCACUACUUCCUCUAUACCUUGCGUAAGCAAUGGUAACAAAAGUUCAUGUAUAUCUUUCGUUUCUGAGAUGUUAAAUGAAACCAAUAAUGAAAUCGAUGAUACCAGGGAAGGCGAUUGCCUAGUGAUAAAGGUGAGGGUGAGAGGUUUGAUGAGCCAUCAAUCUGUUUACUUCAAGACGAGCUAGAGGGUGAAGAUUACAUGUUCAGAACCGACGUUGAUGAGCUGAAUUGCUAGAAAGUAUUAUUAUUGUAUCCAUUUUUGUUUGAUGAAUUGUACAUUAAAACCAAUCAUAGUUCCAUUAAACUGUUAAUCUUCCUGUGUCUCCUUUUCUUUUUUUUUU